AUGUCCCCCGUCCUCUUGGGCGGCUCCAAGAAAUCUUUGAGCGCCAUGGAGCAGAGCUCCCGGAGGAGCAAAGCUGUGGCAUCCUACUGCUUCGGCGGCCUCCUCUCGCUCUUCCUCGUCGUCCAGAUCAUCACCGGCGGCUUCCGUCUCAUCGAGAAUCCGCUCAAGGUCGCGCGCGCGCGCAAGAGCACGGCGCGGAUAAUCUCCGGCGAACUGGAUCAUCUCCGAUGCAUCGAGGGCAGCUUGCGGCAGCUCGGGGACACUGGCAUUCUCGUGGAUAGGGAUUGCAAUGUGGAGAGCUUGUGGAGUCAGCCGAAUUCCAGAUUCUAUCAGUGUGUCGACCGCACGAAUUACCAGAAAAGAAGUUCUAGCGAUGAGACAAAUGGAUACUUGAUGACCUUUGCAAAUGGUGGGCUCAACCAAAUGAGAACUGCCAUCUGCGAUAUGGUGGCAGUGGCGCGUGUGAUGAACGCUACAUUGGUGAUUCCCGAUCUCGAUCAUACUUCUUACUGGGAUGACCCGAGUAACUUCGAAGACAUUUUUGACGUAAAUCAAUUCAUAAAACAGCUGCAACAUGACAUCAAGAUCGUUAAAACACUUCCAAACGACUUUAAUUCAUCUGACGUUUUCCAACUUGCACCAAAAUCUUGGUCGCAAGUAUCAUACUACCAGGAAGAAAUAUUGCCUCUUCUUUUGAAACACAAGGUUUUGCGUUUUUCACUGACUGACUCGAGGCUGGCGAACCAAAUCUCUGACGAGUUUCAAAGAUUACGUUGUAGAGCCAACUACAAGGCGUUGCGGUUUGAGCCGAGCCUUCGAUCUUUAGGGAACCGGAUAGUCAAACGACUGCAAAAGGGAGGCUCGUAUAUCGCUCUACAUUUGAGAUACGAGAAGGACAUGCUAGCGUUUUCGGGUUGUACAGCAGGCCUCUCGUACGCAGAAGCAUCCGAGCUUAGAAGAAUCCGCUACAACACAAGUCGCUGGAAAGAGAAGGAGAUCAACGCCGAGACUCGAAGAGCUUCUGGUGGCUGCCCUCUAACUCCACUGGAGAUUGGCCUCUUACUGAGAGCCUUGGGAUAUCCACAGAACACGACGGUAUACAUCGCCGCGGGCGAGAUCUAUGGCGGAAGACAAAGAAUGCAGUCCUUCACGGCGCUAUAUCCCAACGUCGUCACGAAAGAGACGCUCACGUCCCCCGAGGAGCUGAAGCCAUUUCGGAGGUUCCAAAACAGGCUUGCAGCGCUCGACUACAUGGUGGCAGUGGAGAGCGACGUGUUCAUUCCAACGUUUGAUGGAAACAUGGCGAGAGCAGUGCAGGGACACCGAAGAUUUCUCGGCCACCGCAAGACUUUGAUCCCGGACAGGACUCGUCUCGUGAGGAUCUUUGAUGAGUUUGAGAGGCGGGCAAUCGGCUGGGACAGUGUCAAGCUCCAAGUCCAAAAGACUCAUAGAAACAGGCAGGGAGAACCCCACUUUAGGAAAUCGGGCUCGUCAAACGCAAAGCUCGAGGAGAGCUUUUACGCAAACCCUCUACCGGGGUGUAUAUGUGAGAAUACAACCACGAUUUGCUAG
Molecule: messenger RNA, 1572 nt
Organism: Selaginella moellendorffii
Lineage: Eukaryota; Viridiplantae; Streptophyta; Lycopodiopsida; Selaginellales; Selaginellaceae
Product: O-fucosyltransferase 19
Exons: 9
Coding region: 1-1572 (523 amino acids)
Cellular component (GO): cytoplasm; Golgi apparatus
Source: RefSeq, a predicted model, not a curated record